AUGGCCGCUCAAUCAAUGCACGAUGAAAAACCCUCGGUCGAGAACCGGGAAACCACGGUUGAUUCCGAUCCAAGCCCUGAUGCUCAACGAGCCCAGGUGCUAUCUGUCGGACUCAACGAUGCUCUAUCCAAGGAUCUUACUUCGCCCUGGUCAUGGACCAUGCUCCGCCUGUGUGGGGUGAUUGCGAUCACAACUCUGAACUGCUGUAUGAAUGGCUACGAUGGCACCCUCAUGUCGUCCAUCAACGCCAUGGACACGUUCCAUGACCAUUUCGGAACCCGUAUGCAGGGCAGUGGCACCGGUCUUCUGUUCUCCAUCUAUGCGAUCGGUAACCUCGUGGGCGCUGUGUUUGCCGCCCCUGCGUCAGAUACCUUUGGUCGGCGGUUUGGCAUGUCGGUCGGAUCCCUUGUGAUUAUCGUGGGGACAAUCAUCGAAGCAGCGGCCUCGGGGGUCGCUCAGUUUAUCGGCGGUCGGUUUUUGAUUGGGAUGGGCAUUAGCUUGACCAAUACAGCCGCUCCGGUCUAUCUGGUCGAGGUGGUUCUGCCGCAGUGGAGAGGAAUAUUCGGUGGUCUGUACAAUGUGGUCGGCUACUAUUCGGGGGCAUUGGCUUGCACGUGGAUCUCCUACGGGACGGGAUUCAUGGGCACGGACUGGUCCUGGCGGAUUCCUGUCAUCAUCCAGGCCGUUCCAUCUCUCGUCGUUCUAGUAGUCGCCUGGAUGUUGCCCGAGAGUCCCCGGUGGCUCUUCGCCAACAACAAGCCCGAAAAAGGGCGCCAGAUGCUGGUGAAAUACCACGGCAAUGGAAACCCCGACUCGGCUCUUGUCAAUUACGAAUGCAACGAGAUCGAACAAGACAUCCGCUUUGAGAUCGAAACCGGCGGCCGACGCUGGUGGGACUACAAAAUCCUAUUCACCUCGCGAGACAUGCUCUACCGUCUCUGGCUCUUAUUCCUCGUUUGCAUUUUCUCUCAGUUCAUCGGCGGUUCCGUCAUUACCUACUUCAUGCCCGUCAUGCUCGAAAACGCCGGCAUCACCGGCUCGCACCAACAACUCCUCCUCAACGCCCUCAACACCGUCUUCUCCUUCAUCAGUGGCAUCGUCGGCAGCUUCUUCGUCGACCGCUGGGGCCGCCGCACCCUCUUCCUGUACGGGACCUUCCUCACCGGCCUCAUCUACAUCCCCAUCAACGUGAUCGCCUCGUUCGAGUCCGCGCACAUCACUACCAGCAUGGGCUACGGCUUCAUCGCCUGCAUCUUCUUGUAUGGCAUCAUCUUCGCGUUCUGCUGGACCCCGCUCCAGUCUCUCUAUCCGGCGGAGAUCUUGCCGAAUCGUGUCCGCGCCAAGGGCAUGGCCGUGCAGAACGUGGCGACUGGGGCGGCCAAUUUCAUUAAUAUGUAUGCGACCCCGACGGGCAUGGAUAAUAUUGGGUGGAGGAUGUAUACGAUUUUCUUGGUACUGCAUUUUCUCGAAUAUGCUUUCAUGUUCCUGACGCUGCCGGAGACGAAGGGACGCACGAUCGAGGAGUUGGAGGAGGUGUUUAAGGUUUCGAAUCCGGUGAAGGCGUCUUUGAAGCGGAAGGAGGUUGUGGUGCGGGAUGGCGAGGGUGUGAAGGUGGUGGAUGAGUGA
Aspergillus steynii IBT 23096 is the source of this 1626-nucleotide messenger RNA. RefSeq names its product sugar porter family MFS transporter. Gene Ontology annotation, cellular component: membrane. Gene Ontology annotation, molecular function: carbohydrate:proton symporter activity. Bases 1 to 1626 code for a protein of 541 amino acids. Lineage: Eukaryota; Fungi; Ascomycota; Eurotiomycetes; Eurotiales; Aspergillaceae. The transcript has 5 exons. The record is from RefSeq and is a predicted model, not a curated record. Gene Ontology annotation, biological process: transmembrane transport; carbohydrate transport.